AUGCUGGUAUGUUUCAUAAAAAGGAGUAGGACGGAGGCGGCUGCAACCUCAGCAGCGAAUGCAUAUGCUGAGACAAGACACAUCACCGACACAAAAAUUAUAAUUGGAAGUCCCACUUUCCAGUCGGCCACCAUCUCAUCUGACGCUGCUUCUCAGACUACAGCAACAAUGAGAUGGAGUAGCCUCAGUGGCCUUCUCAUAGUCAGUCUAUCGGGCCUCAUCCUCCAAAAGGCAGUCAACAUUCUCCAACUGAUACUCAAGCAUGUGGGACAGCCAGCAACCCUCAGUGUAAGCGUUUUGCCACGGGAUAAGGAAAUACCAGUUAACUUGCAAAUGCCUCCUAUUUCCGAGCCUGCAGACGAACCAGCAUUGGGUGAAACCGUCAUGCGAACCCUCAAAUUGACAAUACCCAGUUUUAUGGGUAGUCCGUAUCACUCGCCGACACGAAGCCCAGAUACGUCUUUGCAGGUCGGUCUACUCGAACUGAUGUCACCCUGCUUCCAGCUCUUAGAGGCGGCAGUACAAACAACUUGUCUCCUCUUGAUUCCCCACUGUCACAGCAACAAGCGCCAAAACUAUGAAUACCAACCUCAUCGCCAACGGAAUAAAAUCCGCUCGUCUUGCGUCAAAGCACAUUCAUUUGCCUGUCAAAGCAUCCCAACAUCAGACAACCUUAGUUUCCAGAUUCCACAGUCCUCCAACCGUUCAUCGAAGCCAACUGCCCCUCUACUGUUGAGUAAGCGGGUCAGUGCCUUAUCACCGAUUUCUCAUACGACUCUGCGUGGCCACCUCCUUAUAGUUAUGGUUAGCAUCAACUGUGCACUCUGGGUACUGCUAGUUCUUGCCACUCUACAGCUUGACUGCUCACCGUGGGGACCCCCACUAUCUCUCACUCCGAGGCCUACUUCUACACCGCAUCCAACUCAGAUCCAGUCAAAGACGAUCCCAACCGACUGGCCACUAGAAUCCUCUAAUUAUGCCGAGUUUUCUCAAGAAGCCCAUCACGUUAAGCGGUUCGAGUCAAAAAUAUGGAUCGGUCUGGCUCGACUUGGCUUCGCAGCAAGCAGUAUCUUUCGAUUUACCAGCGUAAGCAUCCUCAUUCGAGACCUAGGCGGAGUUCAUGCAGAAUAG
This is a messenger RNA of Protopolystoma xenopodis, 1131 nucleotides long. Lineage: Eukaryota; Metazoa; Platyhelminthes; Monogenea; Polystomatidea; Polystomatidae. The record is from the annotation of a GenBank genome assembly.